Molecule: messenger RNA, 2174 nt
Organism: Caenorhabditis angaria
Lineage: Eukaryota; Metazoa; Nematoda; Chromadorea; Rhabditida; Rhabditidae
Source: the annotation of a GenBank genome assembly
AUGGAUUUAAAAACAAGUGCAAUAUCAAAACCAAAUAAAAUAUUUGAGUUUCAAAAGUACAAAAAAUGGAUCAUAGUCGGAAUUAUAUUUCUAGCCAUUGUUUUUAUAUUUUAUGCAAAUAAUCAAGGAUGGAUUCAAGGAUUAGAAAAUGUGCCAAAUUCAAGACCAAAUAUUCAAAAGAACGAAAAUAUUUGUAGAACCAAAGAAUGUAAAAUGCUUGGGAAAAGAAUGGUGGGAUGCUUUCUUUGUAAAGAAAAACUAUCACUUUUUUUUUCAGAAAUCCAUGAUGAACCCAAAAAUCAAUCCAUGUGAUGAUUUCUAUGAAUCAGUUUGUGGAAAUUAUCCAAAAAAUGAUAGUCAGGAAAUGUUUAAAUAUAGCGACGAAGACUACAACGAUUUGUCAAAAUUUAUCAAAACUUAUAAACCAGUCACGAAAUCUGAGAAAGUUGCGAUGACAGUUUUGAAAAAAUGUAUGGAUAAAUCAGAAUAUCGAAAUCAAAUUGAUAUGAGUUUUUGGGACGAUUUGGAAAGUCAUAGUUUAACUGAUGUUUUGAUUGAAGCUGUCAAAGUUAAUCCAAUUGACACUGGAUUUUUGAAAAAUUAUGUUGCUAUGAUUCAAAACUCAACUACCAAUUCAAAAUAUCUUUUCCUUGACAUAAUCCACGGAUUUGAGAAAAAUACAACAAUGAGAAAUCGUACUGAAACUAUUUUGAGUGAAAACGAGCAUUUGAAUGAAGAAGUAUCUAUACCAAUAGACGAAGCAAAAAGAAAUAUCAAGUUUUUUGAUGUCGAAAGAUAUGUGAAGAAUUUGCUGCCAGAAAAAUAUCGAGAUUUGGAGAAUAAUGGCGAAUGGUUUGUUGAAUUAAAUUCAAUGGUGAUUCUUGAAAAAAUUGUUGAAGAAUUUGGAGUUGAAGAAGUUAAGAAAGCUAUUCGAGAUAAAUACAAAUCAACAAUUAAGUUUUAUUUGGUCCAGGCUGAUUUCGACACAUGUUUCAAGAGAUUGAACAAAUUGUUCCCUGGAACUCUAGCAACUAUUUUUGUGAAACACUUUGUUGGUGAUAAAAAUCUUUACAAAGUCAACAAGUUAUUCAAAGAUGUUCAAAAGGUUUUUAUUGAAAUGAUCGAGGAAAAUAGUUGGAUGGACCAAAAAUUAAAAGAUGUUUUGAUACAAGAAGUUCUAGAUCUCAAAUCAUCGAUUGGCAUUCCAGAUGAAUACAGAAACCAGGAAAAUAUUGAUCGAAUGUAUUCAAGAAUCGGAGAUUUCGAAAAUCAACCAUAUUUGGAAUUGAUUAGAAAUUUAUUGAAAAUGAAUAGCGAAGAAACAUUUUUGAGGGUUUCUAGAAGAGAGGAAAUCACAUAUCUUGGAGAGACAACCGAUAUCAAUGCUAACUACCUUCCUUUAAAUCAUCGAACAUGUAAGUUUCUCUAUUUACUUCGUUAUUUUUGAAUUUAUUCAAAAAAACUACUCCGUUAUUUUUGAAUUUCAGCCAUUGGUCCACUUUUUCUCAAUUAUCCAUACGUUGAUCAAAAUCUACCGGAAUGGAACACAAUUGCUACAAUUGGACAUGUUAUGGCGCAUGAAGUUGGACAUGCUUUUGAUUCGAAAUACUUCUUUAUAAGUCCAAUGGAUACUAAUGUUGAAAUGCCAAUUAGAGUGAAAGAAAUAUUCAGAAAUCGUAUCAAAUGCAUCAUUCAAAAAUAUAACAAAUAUCAAUUCGCAGAUGGAACUUUUGUAAGUUAUGUUUUUUCAAAAAUUUUCAAAUUUUCUAAAAUAAAAAAUAUUUUCAGUCGAAUGGAACUUUUACACAACAAGAAGAUUCUGCAGAUAUGAUUGGAUUUAAUUUGGCAUACAGAUUAUUCAAAAAACUGGACAAACUUGAAAAAUUACCAUAUCUUGAUGAAUAUAGUGCAGAGCAACAAUACUUUCAAAGAAUGGGUUAUGUGAGUUUUUCUUGAGCUCAAACGAAACAUUUUUUGAAAAUUUUUAAUUUCAGCUUUGGUGUUUCUCGACAACAGAUGAGGAAUUUAUUGAACUCGUGAAAGAAGAUGAGCAUAGUCUACCGAAAUUUCGUAUAAAUGGAAUGAUGUCAAAUUUUGAAGAAUUUGCAAAAGCCUUCAAUUGCCCGAAAAAUAGCCCAAUGAAUCCAGAAAAGAAGUGUCCACUUUUCAAAUGA